UGCUGCCAGCGUCCGAUGCAAAUCCAGCGGCUGAGCACGCCCUAAGGAAAAACGAGGUCUGGACUUAGCCAAACCGAGCGGGCGCGGGGCAAAAGCGCGGGACGCGAGCCAGCGAGCAAGUCUUUUACGGGAGGAAAAAGGCCGCGCCAUCACGGAGGCGACGAGGAGGGCGGCGCCGCCGAUCUGCUGCGCGUCCGAGCCGCCGCGACGCCGAUCUGCUGUGCCUGCCAGCCCUGCGCCGCCGAUCCGUCGCCCCACCAAGCCGUCACGAGCCCUCGCGCCGCCGAUCUGUUACGAGGUAACAGGCUGAUUUUACCAGACGUGUCUUGAUAUGAUUUUCGAAUCCCAGUGCUGCGGUCUGCAGUUUUACCCGGCUUUUGACAGCUCCUCUCUCUGCUUGUGAUGAUGAAGAUUUAUUCUAGCAUCUACAAGUUGGUUAGAUAGUACUGUGAGCAAUCAAAUUCUCUGCCUCAAAGUCAGGGUACCAAGGAAGAGCAAAUUAAUUGAAGUCGCACAUCUCUUUGUACUAUCAUUUUGUUGGUCUGACACAAUUUUCUCAAUUUACCAUUGAAGGUUCAGGUGAACACAGUGAACUAAAUCAAAGAUGAGUUUGCCAAGAUUGAACCGCCAGUCUCUGCAUCUGGUGCUAGGCGCUGGCCGUGACCGAUAUGCACUGACCAGCAUGGACAUCUCAAGGCUGUUCUACCCAUCAUGCGAAGAAGCGAAGGCAGCAGAGACAAAACCUGAGGAUGGCAGCUUCCUAGGAGGAAGGAUAGGGAGCUUACCUGAGCCGAGAAUAUACUUCUCACCAGUCAGGUCGCCUUUUGCUGUGAUUCCUUCUUCUGACAGAUGGAAGGAUACGUUUUCACUCUUGGGCAAGAGCAAGGUCCUCUGCUCCGAUGCUAGUGGCUCUGUCGCCAUGUACAACACCGAGUCACACUCCUUGAUGAGCUUGCCUGAGCUGAACUCGCCCAAGGGACGCAGAUACAUUGCUGUCUCCAUCCCCCGUACUGCUGCCCACGCCAGGGCUGACUUCGAGAUUCACCCAGAUGUGGACUCUGCUAUGUUUGGUGACAAAAUCUUUGGUGACCACACCAACAGCCUUUACAUGAUGAACAUGGUUCCUGGCGAAGCGUGCAGCUUUGAGGUGCUCGCGUACUACCCUAAGAGUCAUUGGUGUUGGCGCCCUCUGCCUGCACCACCAUUCCUCAGCGACCCAAAUUACAGGCCCCCAGACAGCAUUACCUUCGCCUUUGGUCGGUGGCACCAGAAUCUGUGUAUCAUCUGAAGAAGCAACCUACUCUUUUGACACGGUGGACCAGCAGUGGAACAUGGCAGGCCCUACGAGCUGUGUGCCAUAGAUCUCUCCACUGUCUUCUUCUUGGGCUCCUGUGACAAACUUCCGACAGUGCAGCAUGUUGGGUUAGAUGUUGAUCCGCCGCAGAACUGGGUGCUGAUAGAUGU
Messenger RNA from Brachypodium distachyon (stiff brome), 1464 nucleotides. RefSeq lists its product as uncharacterized. The transcript has 2 exons. The record is from RefSeq and is a predicted model, not a curated record. Bases 605 to 1288 code for a protein of 227 amino acids. Lineage: Eukaryota; Viridiplantae; Streptophyta; Magnoliopsida; Poales; Poaceae.